Enhydra lutris kenyoni (northern sea otter) is the source of this 1017-nucleotide messenger RNA. Its product is annotated as lipocalin 8. The transcript has 8 exons. The record is from RefSeq and is a predicted model, not a curated record. Lineage: Eukaryota; Metazoa; Chordata; Mammalia; Carnivora; Mustelidae. Gene Ontology annotation, molecular function: small molecule binding.
AUGCCAGGCGAGGAAGAUGCUCCGAGCCCGUGGGUCUGGGCGCGGCACCCGUCUGUCGGCCCCUACGGGCUUGGAGCUGUGGUCCCAGCUGUCCCAUGGUUCCGGGGAGCAGAGGCACCGCGAGCUGCGAUGGAGCCUGGGCUCCUCACUGUCGUCCUGGGCAUUGUCAUGGUGCAGGUGCACACAGCCUCCCAGGACCUGGACCUGCAGAAGGUGGCCUUUCUGUCUUACGUGGGGAGGUUGGGGCAGGGAGGGGCCUGAGUGUCCAGCCCCCCUGCCCCCCAGCCGACGCCAGAGCAGCCUCAUCAGGGGCCCCAGGACCACCCCUCCCCAGGACAGGGCUCCGGCUUCUCUCUCCAGAUCGCAGGAUUCUGGUGGGAAGUUGGGGUGGCCUCCAGCCAAAACCUGGCACUAAAGACCCCAAAGAGGCUGGAAGCCUUGUUCCUGAUCUUGAGUGGACGUGAGCUGACUGUGAAGGUUGCGUAUAACAGCUCAGGAACUUGUGAGACAGAAAAAAUAGUGGGCUCAGAAAUAGACGCUUCAGGGACAUUUGUUUUUCCUGGUAAGAGGGAGAUCCACAUGACAGACGCGGACCACGAGCAGUUUGCCAUUUUGCGGCUGUCCCCCCGCUGACAAGGCAAGGACUACCACGUGCUCAAGUGCUUCACUCGGCGCCCGGAGGACGAAUGGGGACCAGGCUUCCGGCGGUUCCGGGACUUGACUGCACACAUGGGGCUCCACCUGGUGGCCCGGCACGGGAGAUGCGCCGAGCUCCUGAAGGAGGUGAGCCUCGCCCCGGGCUGCGCUGGGCCCCCCGCCAAGCUGGGUUUCCCAUCCCGACAGGGGCCCCAAAUCACUCUGGAUCCUGGGCCUCCAGGGUUAAUCCCCGUGGGCACAGUGGCCAAGGCCCUUCAGUCCUGGCUGUGCUUCUGUCCCCUGCUGGCUUCCUUGCGCCCAGCCGUGCAUGGUUGGUCCAGCCUUUUCCGUCAUGCCGUGUCACCCCAUGACCUGCACUGA